Messenger RNA from Marasmius oreades (fairy-ring Marasmius), 453 nucleotides. RefSeq lists its product as uncharacterized. NCBI's taxonomy places the organism in Eukaryota, Fungi, Basidiomycota, Agaricomycetes, Agaricales, Marasmiaceae. The record is from RefSeq and is a predicted model, not a curated record. Bases 1 to 453 code for a protein of 150 amino acids. The transcript has 3 exons.
AUGAGGAUCGCCGACGUACAUCUAUGUUGUUAUACCGAGCUGAUGAAGAGCAUGGCGAAAUUCACGGAGAAAAGAUACUCCCAGUUAAUCUAUUCGACUGCGGUUCUCGAGGUGCUUAACGGCAAGAAGCUUGCAACUGAUACGUGCGAGGAGCUUCGGGCACUACAAGCGAAGUGGUCCCCCAUCCUGGAAGCGAACGUGAACAAAGAAGACGCCCAAGCCCUAUUCCAAGCUGAUCAACUCGAGUCGGUGUAUCGCUUUUCUUUCCUCGUUGGUCUGUCGUACGGCUUUCAUCAAGCAGCUGGGCAGGCUGCGGGCAAUGAUCAACUGUCUCUAUUCCGUUUUGUGUCAGCAGCGGUAGAUGUUAUCGAAUCGAUGAUUGAACAAAGAGAUCGACAAGCUCGCCGUAAACGGAUAUACGUUCCUCACGGUCUGAACACCGAAAGCCUUUGA